Molecule: messenger RNA, 1128 nt
Organism: Brassica oleracea var. oleracea
Lineage: Eukaryota; Viridiplantae; Streptophyta; Magnoliopsida; Brassicales; Brassicaceae
Exons: 2
Coding region: 1-1128 (375 amino acids)
Biological process (GO): DNA transposition
Molecular function (GO): DNA binding; transposase activity; zinc ion binding
Source: RefSeq, a predicted model, not a curated record
AUGGAUGGAACUCCCCUGAAUGGUGUGUAUAAAGGAGUGCUUCUCAUUGCCAUUGCUCAGGAUCCAGACCAUCAUCAUUAUCCCCUCGCUUACGCGGUAGUAGAUGAUGAUCUUCAGCUUGUAUUUUGUACUGAUAGAAACCAAAGCAUCAUCAAGAAAGUACACGAGGUGUACCCAAUGGCGAUCCAUGGAUAUUGCAAUUAUAACUUGUCUAAUAAUGUCUGCGGAGCAUGCAGCAGUGUUAACAAGAAAGGGGUUGCCAAAAAGUUUAGAAAAAUUGCUGGCAUGUACACAGAGAUAGAGUUCAGGAAAUGCUACAAUGAUUUCAGGAGCAUGUAUCCUCAAGCCGCCGACUAUCUAGAUGACAGUGUUCAUGAGACCAAAUGGGCAAGAUGUAAAUUUCCGGGAGAAAGGUACAACAUAGAUACAACCAACACUGUUGAAUCUAUCAAUGAUGUUUUAAAGGAACCAAGGAAAUAUGCGUUGUUGCCAAUGAUUGAUGUGGUGGUGGGGAAGAUUGUAGAAUGGUUUAACAAAUAUAGACAAUUAUCUUUACGUGUACCAGAGAGGCAUAUACUAGUCCCACACGUGCAUGGGAUAUUGCAUCACAAUUAUCCGAAGGCAAAAAAGCUCGAGGUGAGGGAGCUAAACAGAUUUGAACGUCAUUACAAUGUGAUUGGGAAGGAUGGUCAAGGUUAUUUUGUUGAUUUGAGCAACGAAACAUGCUACUGUAGGUGUUUUGAUAUUGACCGGUAUCCUUGUGUGCAUGCACUUGCUGCCAUCAUGUCGCGUGGAGAAAUGGCUGAACAUUAUUGUUCUAGGUAUUAUUGGAUGGAGCAGUGGUCUUUGGCAUAUUAUAGGACAAUAUAUCCAGUUCCUCAUCAUUCAUCAUGGGAAAGUUACAGAAUUCCUGAGGAAAUCCGAUCUCAGGUUGUCUUCCUUCCGUAUGUGGAGAAAAAAAAAGGAAGACUACAAGUUACUAGAUUCCCAUCCGCAGGAGAAUAUCGGAGGAAGAAAAAGAAGAGCUAUCCACCAUUGGUUGGUGAGAAUGACGGAAGUGACAGCGAUGAAAGUGGCAGCGAAGGAAGUGGCAGCGCAAGAAGUGGCGACAAGGGAGGUGACAACUAA